Messenger RNA from Psilocybe cubensis, 942 nucleotides. RefSeq lists its product as uncharacterized. Gene Ontology annotation, molecular function: oxidoreductase activity, acting on the CH-CH group of donors. Bases 1 to 942 code for a protein of 313 amino acids. Gene Ontology annotation, biological process: lipid metabolic process. The transcript has 2 exons. Lineage: Eukaryota; Fungi; Basidiomycota; Agaricomycetes; Agaricales; Agrocybaceae. The record is from RefSeq and is a predicted model, not a curated record.
AUGUAUUCAACAGGAUGGGCAUUGUUUCUCUAUAAUGUCACGCUCAUAAUAAACGCGCCAUUUGGACGGUUUACCCCCAAGGACCAGUCUAGCAUCUUCCUUGUCGACGGAGUCAAGUCGUGGAUUUUGAUGGAGCUUGUGUCACCAUUCACAUUCAUCUACACCUUUCUUACCUCCCCACUUUCGGUUCAGGCUCCCCCUUUGCCAUCUUUGACGGAGCCCCAUGCGAUCUUGGCCUUGUGUUUCUUGAUUCACUAUACCAACCGGGCGUUGGUGAACCCAUUACGCACGUCGUCGCGUUCCAAGGCGCAUUUGAUCGUGACACUCUCCGGCGUCACCUUCAACAUUCUCAAUGGGUGUUUGAUGGGAUCCUACCUAUCAUCUCCUUUCGCGCGUAUCUAUCUUGCUGCUGGUCCACGCUCGUCUUUUUACGUCGGACUCACGUUGUGGGUGCUGGGAUUAGCCGGUAACAUCUGGCAUGACGAAAUCCUGCUCGACAUACGCCGCAAAGCCAAGUCCAAGGGGAAAAGCAAAGUGGUGCACGGAAUGGAAGUGGAUGGCAGCCGUGCCCGAACGGAGCACUACGCGAUCCCACACGGCGGGCUGUACAGCUUGAUCUCAUACCCCAAUUAUUUCUGCGAGUGGAUAGAGUGGUUUGGGUUUGCGCUCGCUGCGGCGCCUUUCCCGUUCCAGCUUUCGCAUCUUAAAGGGUUCACGUUCGCACUCGUCACAUCCAAGAUCUUUGAUCCACAGACGUACACGUCAAUAUUGAAGAUGCCGGCGCAGAAUUUUGCGCCUGACUUGUCACCUCCUUGGAUAUUUUUGUUGACCGAGAUCGUCCUCAUGCUGCCUCGUGCAUAUCGAGGACACCAGUGGUAUCACGAGAAAUUCAGAGACUCGUAUCCACAAAGUCGGAAAGCUGUCAUUCCGUUCAUACUCUAG